AUGCUGAGAUCUUUACUACUACUACUGGGCUUUACGGUCGUCUGUGCAGCCGAUUUACCCCGAGGAGUCCCGAUAACAGAAAGCAGCUUCUACAAAGUUGCCAAGGAAUUCAAAUGCCUCGACGGGAGCCUGAAAAUCCCAUUCGAUCAGGUCAAUGACGACUAUUGUGACUGCCCGGAUGGAAGUGAUGAGCCUGGUACAUCCGCGUGCCCAAACGGAAGAUUUUUCUGCACAAAUGAUGGCCAUUCUUCGAUGUUCAUCCCGUCGUCAAGAGUGAACGAUAAGAUCUGUGAUUGCUGCGAUGGCUCGGACGAAUGGGGAAGUGGGGUCCAGUGUCCAAACAUUUGCCACGAACUCGGAAAAGCGACUCGUGAAGAGAACGAACGAAAGGCUGUCGUUGCACGCAAAGGAUGGGCCGUUCGACAGGAGAUGGCACGAAAGGGCAAAGACAUCAAGACAGAAAACGAGGUCAAAGUUGGGCCAUUGACAGCCGAACGAGAUGAUUUGGUUCCAACAAGGGAUGAACUUGAGAAAAAAAAGAAAGCUACCGAGGAAGCCGAACGAACCGCCAAGGAUGAGUUCAGGAAGAAGUGGGAAGAUGAAAGAAAUCAACGUAAACGCGUGAAAUCGGACGAAAUGUUCACUCAAUUGGAUCUGAAUGCUGACGGAAAACUAACUCUGGACGACUUUGCGAACAAUCCAAUCUUUGAUGUUAAUAAAGACGGACUUGUUGAUGAAACGGAAGCAAAGACAUUUUUGUUUAACACAGAGGAAGCCGACAAAGAGCAUUUCUACGCUCAAAUGUUCGAUUCGAUCAAGAUCAGGCUCAGAGCGAUAGAAGACGAGAAACGCGAUGAAGAAACUGACAGAGGAGAAGACGACCUUUUGGCCGAUGAAAAUAAGGAUGCUGAAGAGGUGGAGGAAGAUGAGUAUGAAGAGACAGAGGAUUCAGAAUCGGAUGAAGACAAACAUCUCGAUGUGCCACCAGCAAAUGAUGAUGAAGAGUAUGGAACAAUGCCUGACUACCCAGAAGAGAUUAAAACUUUAUCAUCAGAACAUGAAAAGGCACGUGAGGAAUGGCAAGAAGUCAACUCUAAAGUCUCCGAUUUGGAUAGACAAAUCAAUGAUGCUGAAGCUUAUCUUAAUCAAGACUUUGGAAAUGAUGCAGCAUGGGCAGUUCUCAAAGGACAAUGUUUCGAAUACAACGAAGAUCAGUACACGUACAAAUUAUGUCCAUUUGACAAAGCCGUGCAGAAAGAGAAAAAUGGUUACUCGGAAACUAGACUUGGAGAUUUCACGGGAUGGACUGGAAAAGAACCACGCAAAUACUCCGAGCAAAUGUACGAAAAGGGUCAGCAAUGCUGGAAUGGACCUCAAAGAAGCACCAAGGUGAUUAUUGAAUGUGGUGAAAUUGACGAACUAGUGGAAUCAUCGGAGCCCGCAAAAUGCGAAUAUCAGUUUGUGUUCCGAACGCCCGCAGCUUGUAACAAUCCCGACCAGCCAGAACCUGUCCACACCGAAUUG
Mesorhabditis belari is the source of this 1524-nucleotide messenger RNA. Lineage: Eukaryota; Metazoa; Nematoda; Chromadorea; Rhabditida; Rhabditidae. The record is from the annotation of a GenBank genome assembly.